AUGUCUGUUCUCAGCGUCUCCGUCUCAGGAAGCCAUGACUUUUCGAAAUGCACCGCGCCAAACAUUACCUUGGUUGAAAACCUAGGAGUCAAAGGCGAUGCACACUUUGGAACACAUGUACAGCAUCGUUCUAGGCUUCAUAUAAACCCGCCACCUCAGAACCUGCGUCAGGUUCACCUUAUGCCGUAUGAGAUGCUCACGACCGUUAAUGUCAAGCCCGGCCAGCUUGGCGAAAACGUUACUACGGAGGGAAUAGACCUUCUGGCUCUCAGCAAGGGGACGAAACUCCGUUUUGUGGACCAGAAUUCACCGACCGCAGACUCUCCGGUAGUCACAGUGACUGGACUGAGAAAUCCGUGUCCUCAGAUUGACAAGUUCAGAAGUGGGUUGAAGGAGCAUUUCAUAGUUCGGGACUCCAACCGGACUAUAGUUGACCGAAAGGCUGGAAUAAUGGGAGUUGUGGAGGCUGGUGGUGAUAUUAGGCCCGGAAUGACAAUUGUUGUAGAGCCACCAGCGGUUUUUGAAAGGAUGGAAUGUGUGUGA
Molecule: messenger RNA, 543 nt
Organism: Nannizzia gypsea CBS 118893
Lineage: Eukaryota; Fungi; Ascomycota; Eurotiomycetes; Onygenales; Arthrodermataceae
Product: MOSC domain-containing protein
Exons: 1
Coding region: 1-543 (180 amino acids)
Molecular function (GO): molybdenum ion binding; catalytic activity; pyridoxal phosphate binding
Source: RefSeq, a predicted model, not a curated record